This is a messenger RNA of Chilo suppressalis (striped riceborer), 2189 nucleotides long. The record is from the annotation of a GenBank genome assembly. NCBI's taxonomy places the organism in Eukaryota, Metazoa, Arthropoda, Insecta, Lepidoptera, Crambidae.
UUGUUGAUUCAUUUUCGUAACGGUACUGCGUCUGUACGGGAGUGUCCAACUCGAACAACAGAAUGAUAAGCGAGUGACAAGUGGAUGAUUUUGUUCCUAUGUGGAUAAUGUAGGUCGGAUAAAAGUAGUUUGUUUUGGUUAAUUAUUGAACUUCUGGUGGCAAAUAACUGUUCGAAACGUAGAUAUAUUGUGAGCAUUUUGAUUUUUGUGCUGAAUUUUAAAAAGUGCUUCGUGUUGGAGUAAACAGUACCUGCUCACUGUUAAAUUGGACUGUAACGAUGGCUGAGGCUGCAGGCGCCGUUGGCACUAACCCUAACGCGGAAAUUGUCCGGGGUCAGGUUUUUGAAGUCGGCCCUAGAUAUACCAAUCUGCAAUACAUUGGGGAAGGAGCCUAUGGGAUGGUUGUGUCGGCCUUCGACAACAUAAAGAGGACGAAAGUCGCCAUUAAGAAAAUAUCCCCUUUCGAACACCAGACCUACUGCCAGAGGACGUUACGGGAAAUCAAAAUCCUCACCCGUUUCAAGCACGAAAAUAUAAUCGACAUUCGAGACAUUUUAAGGGCGGACAGUAUUGAUCAAAUGAAGGAUGUUUACAUCGUGCAGUGUUUAAUGGAAACGGAUCUCUACAAAUUGUUAAAAACACAGAAACUAAGCAACGACCACAUCUGUUACUUCCUGUACCAAAUCCUGCGAGGGCUCAAGUACAUUCACUCCGCAAAUGUCCUGCAUAGAGAUCUCAAGCCAUCUAAUUUAUUACUCAACACCACCUGCGAUUUGAAGAUUUGCGACUUCGGUUUGGCGCGAGUCGCCGACCCUGACCACGACCACACAGGGUUCCUUACGGAGUACGUCGCAACGCGCUGGUACAGAGCCCCCGAGAUCAUGCUCAACUCCAAGGGCUACACUAAGUCGAUAGACAUCUGGUCAGUGGGGUGCAUCCUGGCAGAGAUGCUGUCCAACCGGCCGAUCUUCCCGGGCAAGCAUUACCUGGACCAGCUGAACCACAUUCUGGGAGUGCUCGGUUCGCCCAGCCGGGAGGACCUCGACUGCAUUAUCAAUGAGAAGGCGCGCGGUUACCUCGAAUCGCUGCCGUUCAAGCCGCGCGUGCCUUGGACGGAGUUGUUCCCGGGAGCAGACGCGCGCGCGCUCGACUUGCUGCAUCGUAUGCUCACGUUCAACCCGCACAAGCGCAUCACCGUAGAGGAGGCGCUCGCGCAUCCCUACCUCGAGCAGUACUACGACCCCAAUGACGAGCCGGUGGCCGAGGAGCCGUUCCGAUUCGCGAUGGAGUUGGACGACCUGCCGAAGGAGACUCUUAAGAAGUACAUCUUCGAGGAGACGCUACUGUACAAGCAAACCAACGAAGGCGCGUAAACCUAUUCGCUGCGAUAUCGAGUGCUCCUGUGUCCGCUGCGGCGCAGCGCGUGGGGUGAGGCGCACCAGUCUGCAUGCAAACGCCAUUUAAGUUUCGUCCUAUUCAAUAGUUGACAGACAUUUUGUAGCGCGAAUGAUUCAUACCAAAAUCGCUGUCUUCGAUGACUUCGCCCCACGGCUCGCUUAUCUUAAGUUACCCUCGAUUACGUUUAUGAAUAAACAUUUCAACAGUAUUUUGUCGUGUUAAGGAAAAUGACGUAGUAAAUACGUUAUCUUAGGGAAACAAUGUUAUGAGGAAAUCUCGCCGUUUGCAUGCAGACUCGCCGGAAUGGAGCGGCCGGACAGAUGGCGACCUCUAUCGACAUUCUGUUAUAUGUAGUGGGUUAACCAAAUUAAAAUGUUAACCAUGAUGUUGUAUUUUCUCUAGGUAUUCGACGUUUCGGCUCGUUAGUUCUCUCUCAACGAGAUUACAUAAAUAAUUCUGUGGUUUGGUUUUGACACAGGGGCAGGAUUAUAAUAAUACUAUUCGCCGCUAUCAAAUUAUAAAGCUGAUCGCAAUUUGGCUAACUUGUCUGACACCCAACACUCGGAAAAUAGGUUAUUGUAUACGGUCGAAGUGGCUCCUUCAAUGCUCCGAAAAAUAACGCAAUAAACUUAUAUUAUAUUAGGAAGAGGCCAAUUAUAGCUUUCUUGUUUAUAAGUGUAUAAUAUAACACCAUAAUAUGUAAUCAGAUAUUAAAACGAUCUAUCCGUAAUAUCAAUACAUUGAGAAAGAACUAUAAAUCAGAAUGAAUUAUUUCAUUAACUUAUCGUGUG